Molecule: messenger RNA, 638 nt
Organism: Anoplophora glabripennis (Asian longhorned beetle)
Lineage: Eukaryota; Metazoa; Arthropoda; Insecta; Coleoptera; Cerambycidae
Product: stress-associated endoplasmic reticulum protein 2
Exons: 2
Coding region: 124-321 (65 amino acids)
Biological process (GO): endoplasmic reticulum unfolded protein response
Cellular component (GO): endoplasmic reticulum
Source: RefSeq, a predicted model, not a curated record
UCUUCCUCUCUUUUCACUUCACUUUUAAGAAGUCCGUCAUCGGAAUUCUAAGACGUGUCAAGCAGACUUGGAUGUUUUUCUUUUGAAAUACUUAAAUUUUCUUGUAUCAUUUGAAACGGCACAAUGGCUCCCAAACAAAGGAUGCGCAUUGCUAACGAAAAGGCAAUGAAGAAUGUAACCUUAAGAGGAAACGUUCCUAAAUCAUCGCAGAAACCAAACCAAGACGGUCCAGCUGUAGGGCCAUGGCUUUUGGCUCUCUUUAUUUUCGUUGUUUGUGGAUCAGCAGUGUUCCAAAUCAUUCAAUCUAUCCGUUUGGCGUAAUGAAAUCUACAAAUUUAUACAAAUAAUCUUUUGCUCAGUCAACAUAUUUCUAUCUAUCUGGUUCUUUCCAAAAUACCUGUGCAAUUUGAUAUUUUAUCUUUUUCUUUGUAAAAUAUUGUGAGAUAAUUAAGCAUUUUAACAGAGUUGUAUAAAAUAUAUUUUUACAUAAGUUGUACACUAGGAUAUAACUAUGCAUUUAGUUCCAGCACAAACUGUUGUUAAAGAUUCUUGAAAAUUAAUCAUUCCAACUUUAUAUUACGUUACAAUUUAUGUAAUAAGUCUGUCUAUUAUUUUUUGAAUAUAUUGAAUAAUUUUCA